This is a messenger RNA of Penicillium soppii, 1647 nucleotides long. RefSeq lists its product as uncharacterized. Gene Ontology annotation, cellular component: membrane. Gene Ontology annotation, molecular function: sulfate transmembrane transporter activity. Gene Ontology annotation, biological process: transmembrane transport. The record is from RefSeq and is a predicted model, not a curated record. Lineage: Eukaryota; Fungi; Ascomycota; Eurotiomycetes; Eurotiales; Aspergillaceae. The coding region runs from base 1 to 1647 and encodes 548 amino acids. The transcript is spliced from 4 exons.
AUGUCGGGGACAAGCACACCGUCGCUUGAAGCAAAGGAGGCAUUUGUCUCAAUUGUCCAGGAGCCGACCCAGAAAAUCAACGGAUCAAGUGGAGUGUUAGCCGCUGGCGGCUCAGUAGAGCUAUAUGCUCCAAUCCCGGAGUAUGAAGGCAGACAUCGAUAUGAUCCAACGGCGGAAUGGACAGAGAAGGAAGAAAAACUGGACUACAGAAUUUGUUCCUGGGUUUGCCUGAUGUUUUUUGCCCUUCAGCUGGAUCGUGGCAAUAUCUCACAAGCACUAUCUGACGGUAUGCUGGAUGACCUCGGACUGUCGACGAACCAGUACAAUUACGGCAUGACGAUAUUCUAUCUUUGUUUCCUGUGUGCAGAAGUACCCUCACAAAUGAUCUCAAAGAAACUCGGCCCGGACAGAUGGAUCCCCAUCCAAAUGGUUCUUUGGAGUGUCAUCGGUAUUUGCCAAGGUGCAGUUACCGGCGAGAAGAGUUUCUACGCUACCCGAGCGCUUUUGGGCCUGGUAGAAGGUGGCUUCAUUCCUGAUGCCCUCCUCUACUUGUCGUACUGGUACACUAAUGCCGAGCUGCCGAUGCGGGUCGCCUUCUUCUACUGCGCAUCGAACGGUACUGCUAUUGUUGCUGCGUUUUUGGCCUUUGGAAUCCUCCACAUGCGCACAGUGGGCGGCUGGGCUGGCUGGAGGUGGUUGUUUGUCCUCGAGGGCGCUUUGACGUGCAUCAUUGGCAUCAUUUCUUGGUUUUAUCUUCCCCCGAGUCCCACUGAAACCAAGAGCUGGUUUAGAGGUAAGGAUGGCUGGUUCACAGAAAGGGAAGAGAUCAUUAUGGUUAAUCGAGUACUGCGUGAUGAUCCGGCAAAGGUAUGCGAAGAUCGGAUUGAAACCACCGGUACACAUACUGACUAUUCUAAGGGCGGCAUGCACAAUCGCCAAGGUCUUACAUUGAAACUUCUCUGGGACGCUCUCAUGGACUAUGAUCUUUGGCCGAUGUAUCUGAUCAGUUUCACAAUGCUUAUUCCGCCCAAUCCCCCAACGGCCUAUUUGACCCUCUUCUUGAAGUCGCUUGGCUUUGAUACAUUCGAGGUGAAUCUCCUGACCAUUCCUGGAUAUGUGCUGUUUUUGAUCCAGCUGGUCUUUUGGUCUUGGAUGUCCGAAAAGAUCAACAACCGCAUGGCUAUUGUUCUUUUCUACUCCUUGUGGUGUUUCCCUAUUUUGCUGGCACUGGAGCUACUGCCUUCCAGUGCAAGUGCAUGGAGUUGGUACGCACUUACUGUGCUGAUAAUUGGUUUCCCUUACAUCCAUUCUAUCAACGUUAGUUUGAUAUCUCGCAAUGCAGGUUCAGUGCGCACGCGAACUGUGGGAAGUGCAGUAUACAAUAUGAUUUGUCAAGCAGGAUCGAUAAUUGCCUCCAACAUCUAUCGAACUGAUGAUAAGCCUUACUACCGGAGGGGAAAUAAGAUCCUACUCGCACUUGUGGCAUGGAAUGUUGUUAUGACCAUCUUCAUUAAAUGCUACUAUAUCCGGCGAAACAGAAUCCGUGCGGCAGCAUGGGACAUCAUGAGUCCUGAGCAGAAAGAUCAUUACUUGGCAACUACCAAAGACGAGGGAAACAAGAGAUUAGACUUCCGUUUUGCUCAUUAG